CUUAAACUCUAGGCUCACUGGCAGGGGAAACUUUAGUGUGAAGUGCAGCAUUGGUUUCUCUCGGGGAGCUUUCUUCUCUUUUCCUUUCUGCCUCCCCAAAUACUGAGGACUGUAGCAGCACUCUCCUUUGAAUUUCUCUGUGAACUUGUGUGAAGCUCGUCAAAUUUUUCUGAGUAUGUUUAGCAACACUGGGAGUUGCUCUUUAAUAGAGAUAUGGAAAAGAGCAGCAUAAAGCUGAUGGCAGAGAUGGAGCACGCCUUGUAAAUGGACUAAGAGGACCCUGGGAUCCUGGUAAGCACUUAAUUCCCUGUAUUCUCUGAGCAUUUCACAUUAUUAACAAGUCUUUCACAGCAAUGGAUUGAUUAUCUGUGCAGUCAAAACCAGUUUGGCUCUUUUAGAAGACUUUGCAUCAUUAACUUAAACCCUCAAUGUGUAGUAAAGAUGGCUACUAGAGCAUGGCUUCUAGAGGAAAAUGUAUAAGAGAAAAACAUUUUGGAGAAGAAAGUAUUGCACCACUUGAACAAAGCUUUGAAGCAUUAAAAUCUGCAGAAAUCAUCGAGCCCUGAGAAGUCUAAUCAUGAAUUCUGAAGUUGGUAUGAAAUACGGAAAUGACUCCCCUGCAGAGCUGAGUGAGAUGGUGAAGCCAUGAGAAAUGAAAAAAGUAACUUCCACUUCCAUUCUACCAGAUUAUCUUCCUUUAGCAGCCCUGUCUUCAUUAAAGGGAGACAUCGUGGAGCUUAAUAAGCGUCUACAACAAACAGAAAAGGAGCGUGACCUGUUGGAAAAAAAAUUGGCAAAAGCACAGUGUGAGCAGUCCCACCUGAUGAGAGAGCAAGAGGAUGUGCAGGAACGAACAACACUGCACUAUGAGGAGCGGAUCACGGACCUGCAUGGCAUCAUUGCUGAGCUCAACAAGAAAAUCAGUCGGCUGCAGGGAGCAACCAUAAGGGAGGAGGAUGAGUGCUCAGAGCUGCGGUCGGAGCUGAGCCAAAGCCAGCAGGAGGUUAACAAAGACUCACACAGCAUGGACCAGAACUCUUUCUCAGUGCCAGAGAACCAGUCCACCAUGGUCACUGCAGAUGUGGAUAACUGUAGUGACUUGAAUUCAGAACUGCAGAGAGUGUUGACAGGUCUGGAAAAUGUUGUCUGUGGGAGGAAGAAAAGCAGCUGCAGUUUAUCAGUGGCAGAAGUGGACAGGCACAUUGAACAACUCACUACUGCCAGCGAACAUUGUGAUUUAGCCCUUAAGACUGUGGAGGAGAUUGAGGGUGUGCUGGGAUGUGACCUUUAUCCAAACCUGUCUGAGGAGCAGUCUCAGUGGGAGAAGGAGCUGGCUGGCCUGCGGGAAGAGAAUGAGAGCCUCACAGCCAUGUUGUGCAGUAAAGAGGAGGAGCUCAACAGGACCAAGGCCACCAUGAACGCUGUCCGUGAGGAGAGGGACAGGCUGCGUAGAAGGGUCCGGGAGCUGCAGACUCGUUUGCAGAGCAUGCAGGCCAUGGGCCCAUCCAGCCCAAGCCGCCUCAGUCCUGCCAACCGCCCCAUCAACCCCAGCACAGGAGAGCUGAGCACCAGCAGCAGCAGCAACGACGUUCCGAUCGCCAAGGUUGCUGAAAGAGUGAAGUUGUCAAAGACAAGAUCAGAGUCUUCAUCAUCUGAUAGACCUGUCUUAGGAUCAGAAAUCAGCAGCAUAGGGGUGUCUAGUACUGUGGCUGAACAUUUGGCACAUUCACUCCAAGACUGUUCAAACAUCCAGGAAAUCUUCCAAACUCUCUAUUCACAUGGGUCUGCUAUCUCUGAAAGCAAAAUCCGAGAGUUCGAAGUGGAGACGGAGAGAUUAAAUAGCCGUAUUGAACACCUGAAAUCCCAGAAUGACUUGCUGACAAUAACACUGGAGGAGUGCAAGAGCAAUGCAGAGAGGAUGAGCAUGCUUGUGGGCAAGUACGAGUCCAAUGCUACAGCUCUGAGGCUGGCACUGCAGUACAGUGAACAGUGCAUAGAAGCAUAUGAGCUGCUGUUGGCACUGGCAGAAAGUGAGCAGAGUCUCAUUCUUGGACAAUUCAGAGCUGCAGGUGUUGGUUCUGUUGGGGACCAGACAGGUGACGAAAAUGUCACCCAGAUGCUUAAGAGGGCUCAUGACUGCAGGAAGACAGCUGAGAAUGCAGCAAAAGCCUUGCUGAUGAAGCUGGAUGGGAGCUGUGGGGGAGCCUAUGCAGUCACAGGCUCUAGCAUGCAGCCCUGGGAAAGCCUCUCCUCCAACAGUCACACCAGUACUACCAGCUCAACUGCAAGUAGUUGUGACACAGAGUUUACGAAGGAGGAUGAGCAGCGGUUGAAGGAUUACAUCCAGCAGCUGAAAAAUGACAGGGCAGCAGUGAAACUGACAAUGCUGGAGCUGGAAAGCAUCCACAUUGAUCCCCUUAGUUAUGAUAUCAAACCACGUGGAGACAGCCAGAGGUUGGACCUGGAAAAUGCAGUCUUGAUGCAGGAACUCAUGGCAAUGAAGGAAGAGAUGGCAGAGCUCAAGGCACAACUUUACCUACUGGAGAAGGAGAAGAAGGCUUUGGAAUUGAAGCUGAGCACUCGAGAGGCCCAGGAGCAGGCCUAUCUCGUCCAUAUUGAGCACUUGAAGUCUGAAGUAGAAGAACAAAAAGAGCAGAGAAUGAGGUCUCUCAGCUCAACCAGCAGUGGAAGCAAAGACAAGCUGGGCAAGGAAUGCAGUGAUGGCACCAUAACACGGCUAACACUUGCUGAGCUGAGACCAUACAAUGAGAAUGAACUGACUGCUGAGCUGACAAAUGCACUCAGGAGGGAGAAGAAACUGAAAGCAAGAGUGCAGGAGUUAGUGAGUGCUUUGGAGAGACUCACGAAGAGCAGUGAAAUCAGACAUCAGCAGUCUGCAGAAUUUGUUAAUGACCUUAAAAGGGCAAACAGCAACUUGGUAGCAGCUUAUGAAAAAGCAAAGAAAAAGCAUCAAAAUAAGCUGAAGAAACUGGAAUCACAAAUGAUGGCCAUGGUGGAGAGACAUGAAACCCAAGUUAGAAUGCUCAAACAAAGAAUAGCUUUACUUGAAGAAGAGAACUCCAGACCACACACCAAUGAAACUUCACUUUAAGUGCAUCUCUUUAAAGGAUGCUUAGUGCCACUACAACUUUACUUUGGAGGUUGACUUUUACGUAGCUUGAAAUGUUAAAAGGUCUGAUUGUCAAUGCAGACAAAACUUAAAAGCACCUUCUCUGGGAUCCCAGAGAGGUGUCAUGGGGAUAAUAAAAGUGGUAACCAUUGUAAAAUGGCAGUGCCUGAAUUAUGCUAUAAUGUACAUUGUCUGUGUUGUUAUGUCUGUAUUCAUACAACUUCUCUUCCAUUUUAUCAGUGGCCCAUAGGUGACAGUGUCACACAGCAGGAUAAUUAAUGUUAAGAGAUUUUCAUUUGGGUAGUUUGGAGAUCAUGUGGGAGUUUUCCCUGUCCCUGAGCUCUCUCUGCACACGAGUCCAUAUUGUACCCUCAAGACUGGCUGUUGUGGUUACACCAGCAAACAGGCAGCUGCAGAGGUGGGGAUGACAGCCUGUCUGGCUUUUUCUUUGCACCCUGCUUGCAGUUCUGCUGCUCACAGUGCAGGUCAGGUAGGAAAACUCCUGUUGAUUUGGGAAAAAAACAAGCAAGCGUAGUUGCAUCUCUGUGAAUUAUGAUAAAGUAUAACUUUUACAGUGUGUAAGAGGGCCAAAGGCUGUGGGCUUCACCAUGCCACACAGACAGUCUAUGCCAAGGGUGGGUAAGAAAUUACAGAAGACCUCCUGGUAUUUAUAUUGCAUGGUGUUUGCAACUACUUUGUAGAAAAAAGUUGGUUUUCCUAGAUGUAUACUCUAUAUCCAAGGUUUUCUUUAAGAAGCUGGGCCAUUUUUGUCACAUGUGUUGUGCUUAUUACAUCUUACUGUGCUUAUUACAUCUUACUUAUUACAUGUGUAAUAAGCACAUGUGUUGUGCUUAUUACAUCUUACAUAAAAAGAAUGUCUUCUUUUUAUGCCUUUUUUUUGACCAAAAAAAGAUACUUAAGUAAUGUACCUGCUUAAUAUUGAAUACAUAGGCACAAAACUAGUAAUGUGUAGAUGGAUGGAUAUCCAGCCACAAACAGAAUGUGAAUGGUGAAGUCUUAGAGCUUCUUAGGUUAAUUUUUGUUAUUCUCUUGUUUAAAUCACAUAUUGCUGUAUUAUCAAACUGACUGAAGUACAAAUUUUGGCUUGUUAGGUUAAUGAACAUUAAGGAAAUCAAAAUCUUGGGGAUCAGGUUGAUUUCUGUAGGGGUCAAUAUACAGCAGUCUGCCAUAGCACCUGUUAUAUUCAGAACUUGCUGGGGUUUUUUUGCUGCCUUUUUUUUUUUUUUUUGACAGAUUACAUAAAACAACUUCAUGUGUAUUUAAAAAAAAUAAGCUAUAGUCCCUUCAUUGUGUUAGCCUGCUGCUGUGUUAUGCCUCUGCUUUGCAUUUUCCAGGCUGAUCAGGAGCUGUUUAUCAUUUUUGCUUUACAUUUUUGACUUGCACCUCAAGUUUUUUACUAGUAUAUUUAGAAUUAUGAUAAUUUCUCUCAUUUAUGUCUCCAUUACUAGUAUUAAGAAAAUACUUUUAGAGAACUUUUUUUGCCUACUGUUGGUUAGGUCAGUGAGACAACAUAGCGGGAAUUUGUGUUCCGAAUACGGGAUUAUUGUUAAGUCUUGGUUAUAUCUUGAACUACAGCAGUUGGUUUUCCAUCUCUUACUACUGUACCUGCUGUUGUCUGCUGUUCUUAGUCAUUCCUACUUCUCUGGAGUCUAGUACAUCAUCCACAAAACCAGCAUCACUUGUGAUUGAUGCAACAAUCACAACAACAAAUUUAAUUUGCAACAGCAAAUUAAAACAAUGAUUUAAAAAUGUUUAGGUAGUGAGGUUCUGGUUUUGAUCAGUCUUCCUUCUCAGAAUAAUUGCACUUCUUAAUUCUUAAUGUGACUAGAAAUUUUUGCAAUUUAUUCUCUUGAGGGAGGAGGCACAUUUAUUUCUGUUUUUAUGGUUCUGCUUAGCAGCUGUCUAUGGUGUUUCCCCUUUUUUGGCCCCAUUUUCUCACACCCAGGAAGGUGGGGUUUUGCCAUCAGCUUCAGAGGUAGCUGAGCACACUUGUUCUGAAGAAACACAAAGGUAAGUAUCCACCAUGUGCUGUGGCAAAAACACAGUUACACUUUUGUCUUCUGGCAUCUAGAACACCUGUGUGACUUGAGGUCACCUCAGAAUGUCCAUGUGAAAUACCUUUCACUGGAGAGGACAGAAACCAUACUGCACUGGGCUGCCUCCUAGGCUCAUUUUCCCCUCCUAUUUAGAAUAAUAGAACUACAGAAUGUUUGGGGUUGGAAAGGAUCCUAAAAAUCAUCUUGUUACAAUCACUUUCUCUGGGCAGGGAUAUCUUCCACUGGAUAAGGUUGUUUCAAGCCCCAUCCAAACCAUCCAAAAUGGCCUUGAACAUUCCAGGGAUGGGGCAGCCACAACUCCUCCGUGCAACCAGGGCGAGUGCCUCAGCACCCUCGCACUGAAGUUUCUUCCAUAAAAAUUCAGAUACUUACACAGAGGCAUAAAAAGCUGCAGCCUCAGUUCUUUUCCCAGGCCUGACAGUUUGCUGAUUAUUUCAUUACAUUUAGCAUGAAUCUUCCAUGCCAGCUGUGCUCUAGAAGUACUUCAGAAUAAAUUAUAAAUCAUCAGUAAACAUAAACCACUCCUUUUCCCAUAAGGGUUGUAGGUGAAAAGCAGCACUGGUACCAUCCAGCCUCAGCAACAGCCAGUUUGCUAGACCACCAGUUGAUUUUUACCUCAGCAAGUAGCUACUGCAUCAUUUGUUGACAUAGUGGAAAGGAUCAACAGGGAAGUGCUCACACAUCUAAUGUUACUGUGAAAACUGUUCAAUAGUGAUAAUCAGCUGCAGGACCAGUGUACCUCAUGAAAAUGGCACCAACCCUCAGAAAAAAAAAAAAGCCAAAAAAAAGGUCAAACUCCUUUUAUGCAAAUCUGAAGUACCAAUACCUGUGUGCAGUGCACCAUGAGUUCCAGCAACUUAACCCUCUUAACGCUUGUUGCAGAAAUAAUAAAUUCGCAAAGCAAGAAAAGAGAUGAUUCUUGCCAACCUAAGUCCAUUAAUGAAUUAAUGAUUUGACUUUUUUUUUAUUUUAUUAAGUCACCAGAGUGCAUGAAACUUUGUAUUUCACAGAGUGCUCAGAAAAAAACAUUUUUUUUCCAAUUCUAUGAUGUAUAAAUCAUAGCUGGAAUGAACUGUUAGCUAUUGCAAAGCACAUGUGACUAAGUUUGCAUUCAUGUCAUGUUCUACUGGUUUUAUUAGACUUUUUCUCCUCCUUUAAUACUAUACCAUGCAUUGUAACUUUAGAAACUUUUCACGUUACUGAAUUAGCUUUAAAUAUGUUGCUACCUUUUCCUUUCCUAGAAGCUGUAAA
Molecule: messenger RNA, 6459 nt
Organism: Hirundo rustica (Barn swallow)
Lineage: Eukaryota; Metazoa; Chordata; Aves; Passeriformes; Hirundinidae
Gene: MCC
Product: MCC regulator of WNT signaling pathway
Exons: 18
Coding region: 653-3112 (819 amino acids)
Biological process (GO): negative regulation of canonical Wnt signaling pathway
Cellular component (GO): cytoplasm
Source: RefSeq, a predicted model, not a curated record